UUCUUCCCCUUUGUAACCAAUUUUUUAUGCGUCCUCCGCCUGCAAGUUGCAGUUCUCAAAGCCCCCCAUUCCAAUCCCUUCUACUAAAAUACUAUUGCCGACUAUAGAAAUUGCAUCCGCAUUCCUGCCUUUACCCUUCCCACUCCUCGCCCAUCCGCUCCUCCGUCAACUCCUCGGCGGCCGCCGCUGCCGCUGCCGCGUCCGCAUCCGGUGUCCAGUCACUCUACCUCCUGGUCUUGCUCGGUGUAUGUUUGGAGCCUUGUUUGGAUCGUGAAAAAGGCACAAAAUUAUGGGGCAUGACCAUAUGUCUCGCAUAAAGAUGCAUAUGGCAGAAGGUUCUCUUGUUGACAGGAACCGUUGCCAGCAACCUGGUUGCAACGAGGUUGUUGAUGGAAGGGUAAUGUACUGCAAAGUUCACAGCGGGGAGCUGUUACGCCAACAGUACAGUCACCUCCAGAAUGCACAGGGGAGCUCAGGUUUAUUGGUGCCUUCUGUUAAUGACAGCCCAUUUAAGGGACCUGUUUCCAGUGCUGUGGCAUGCACUGAGCAAGAAAUACACAUCAAGCAUGAAGGGGAUGAUCGAGGUAAACUAAAGGAUAGUUUUGGGAACACUCAGGGUCAGACUACGCAGUUGGUCUUCCGUGGGGCAGGGAUGCUUUGUAAGCACGAAAACUGUAGCAAGCAAGCACAGGAGAACUCAAUCUACUGCAAGUUACAUAGUGGUGUUAGCAAAGGUUGCAUGGUACGGGGCUGUACAAGAGGUGCACAUGGAGGCACACCCUUAUGCAUUGGCCAUGGAGGAGGGAAGCGGUGCAUUAUCCCUGGAUGCCCAAACGCAGCAUGUGGCCAAGGCCGUAGUGACCGCUGCGUAAGGCAUGGUGGUGGCAAGAGAUGCAAAUUUGAAGGGUGUGCAAAGGGCGCACAAGGGAACACAGAUUACUGCAUCAGGCAUGGUGGGGGAAGGCGUUGCAAAUUCGAAGGAUGUACAAAGAGUGCACAAGGGCGGACAGAUUUCUGUAUUAAGCAUGGUGGGGGCAGCCGAUGCAAGUUCCAAGGAUGUGGUACGAGUGCGAAAUGGGGAACAGAUUUCUGUUCUGUUCACAGGAAGAGUCUAUUGAGUGGUGACAAUGCUAUCCCUGAAGCUUUGCCGGCCUCUUCGGAAAAGCGACGCCGGGCCAAGAAACCCAAAAAGGCAGUCAAGCCUUCUGAACUUUCCCAGGAGAAUGUCACCACAGCAGCUAUUGCUGGUAGCAGCACACAACAGAUGGGUGUUCUUCUCUUAGCUACCCCAGUUCCCAACCAUGACAUGCUAACUAAGGGUGUAACAGUGACGGCGCAAGCUGCAAUAGCCCCCGCGCAGAUAGUAGCGCCGCUGUCCAUGAAAUCACCAACACCAUCUGGAUCUGUUGCUUCAGCAGAGAGGGAGGCAGGCGUGUUGGGUCUGUAGAAAUAAUGUGGCGGUGCAUAAUUUGGGAAGCUUGCAGAAACCUUGCCAAACUAGUCCUCUGAUUAUUGCAAUCGACUGAGAAACAUCGAAACUUUAGGAGUUGUUCAUAUAACCGGUUCUCUACGCCAACUGACUCUAGUGAUGUCCUGUGACUUUACCAUUUGUCCUAUGAAUCUCUAGAUGUUCUUGUGUAUGUUCUCAUGUGCCAUGUAGCAUGGAAACCGGUAAGCGGACCAUUUAGAACUGUGCACAAUAAGCAAGAAUAUUGCGUCAUUGCCUAGUUUGUGUUGGUUGGACUCUCCGGGUGUAGAGGUUAACUUCUGCUUAUGUGUUACUAGUGCUUGUGUGCUUGGAGUUGGAUUAGAUUGGAUGUUAAUUUGGUUAGUCAACUUUGAGUGUUCCGAGUUGUGUAGUGUUAUCUGCUGCUCUCGUUUUCUGAAACAUACUGUUCUGCUGCCCAGUUUGUAACAUUGGAAGGCGGAGUGUAUGUCGUCCAGAGCCGCUCUGCUCAAAGGAAGGCCUUGUUUCUUUCGUGGAA
Messenger RNA from Setaria italica (foxtail millet), 1985 nucleotides. RefSeq lists its product as uncharacterized. The transcript is spliced from 5 exons. Bases 290 to 1447 code for a protein of 385 amino acids. Lineage: Eukaryota; Viridiplantae; Streptophyta; Magnoliopsida; Poales; Poaceae. The record is from RefSeq and is a predicted model, not a curated record.